CUCGCCGCCCUCCUGCCGCUUCCCGCCGCCCCCUCGGCCCACCGAAAGCUCCUGGUGUUCCUGCUCGACGGCUUUCGCUUCGACUACAUCGAUGACGGCGAGCUGGAGCAUCUGCCGGGCUUUCGGGACAUUGUGAACAUGGGGGUGAAGGUGGAUUACAUGACCCCAGACUUCCCCAGCCUCUCCUACCCAAAUUACUACACGCUGAUGACGGGUCGCCACUGCGAGGUCCAUCAGAUGACUGGAAACUACAUGUGGGACCAGAAGGCAAAUGUGUCUUUUGAUAUUGGUGUGAAUAAAGAAAGCCUGCUGCCUCUCUGGUGGAAUGGAUCAGAGCCUUUGUGGGUCACCAUGAUGAAAGCAAAAAAGAAUGUUUCCAUGUACUACUGGCCAGGUUGCGAGGUCGAAAUCCUUGGAGUCAGACCAAGUUACUGCCGUGAAUACUUCAGUGUCCCGACAGACAAAAACUUUGAGGAUGCCAUCAGCGAUGCCCUUGAGUCUUUGUGCAACAACAGUGCUGAGAUGGCCGCGGUGUACUAUGAGCGCAUUGAUGUGGAAGGUCACCACUACGGCCCUUUGUCCCAGCAGCGGAAGAACGCUUUGAAGGAGGUGGACAAAGCCUUGAGCAACAUGAUCUCGCUCAUCAAGAGUAAAGGCCUUCAGAAUGAUGUCAAUGUCCUGCUCUUCUCUGAUCAUGGGAUGACAGACAUCUCUUGGGCAGACAAAGUGAUUGAGCUGAAAAACUAUAUCAAUAUGAGCGAUACCAUACAAAUGAAGGACCGAGGUCCCGUUGUGAGCCUCUGGCCAGCUCCAGAGAAGCAUGCAGAGAUAUAUCAAAAACUGAAAGCUGUGGAGCACAUGGAUGUUUAUAACAUACAGGACAUUCCUAACAGAUUUUACUACAAAAAAGGAAAAUUUGUGUCUCCACUAACUCUCGUGGCUGAGGAAGGAUGGUUCAUAGUAGAGAGCAGGGACAAGCUGCCCUUCUGGGAGAAUGGGACAGGGAAGAAGGAGGCCUGGCAGAACGGCUGGCAUGGCUACGACAACGAGCUCAUGGACAUGAGAGGCUUCUUCCUCGCAUAUGGACCAGAUUUCCGGUCCAACUACAGAGCACCUCCCAUCAGAUCCGUGGAUGUUUACAACAUCAUGUGCAGUCUGGCAGGAGUACAGCCGCUGCCCAACAACGGCUCCUGGUCCAGGGUGGAGUGCAUGCUCCGGAACACAGCCCCCGUGGCACCACUGCCCCCGCGCAGCAGCUGUGCCCUGGCGCUAGCUCUGCUCGCCCUGUUCACCACGCAGAUCUCCCUACUGUGA
Messenger RNA from Acanthisitta chloris (rifleman), 1314 nucleotides. RefSeq names its product ectonucleotide pyrophosphatase/phosphodiesterase 6 (gene ENPP6). Lineage: Eukaryota; Metazoa; Chordata; Aves; Passeriformes; Acanthisittidae. The transcript has 8 exons. The annotation marks the transcript as partial. The record is from RefSeq and is a predicted model, not a curated record.